GCAUGGAGAAUGGUGGAAAGCUAAAUCCCUUUCAACAAAGAGAGAAGGGUUCAUCCCCAGCAACUACGUCGCCAAAGUCAACACCUUGGAAACGGAAGAGUGGUUUUUCAAGGAUAUAACCAGGAAAGAUGCAGAAAGACAGCUGCUGGCGCCAGGGAACAGUCCUGGAGCUUUUCUUAUCAGAGAAAGCGAAACCUUGAAAGGAAGCUACUCUCUUUCUGUCAGAGAUUAUGACCCUGUGCAUGGUGAUGUUAUUAAGCACUACAAAAUUAGAAGUCUGGACAAUGGGGGUUAUUACAUCUCUCCACGAAUCACUUUUCCUUGUAUCAGUGACAUGAUUAAACAUUACCAAAAGCAGUCAGAUGGCUUGUGCAGAAGGUUGGAGAAGGCUUGUAUUAGCCCCAAACCACAAAAGCCAUGGGACAAAGAUGCCUGGGAGAUCCCACGGGAUUCCAUCAAGUUGGUGAAAAGGCUUGGUGCUGGGCAGUUCGGGGAAGUCUGGAUGGGUUCCUAUAACAAUAGUACCAAAGUGGCUGUGAAAACCCUAAAACCAGGCACUAUGUCUGUGCAAGCUUUUCUGGAGGAAGCCAACCUCAUGAAGACCCUUCAACACGACAAGCUGGUGAGGCUCUAUGCCGUGGUCACCAGAGAGGAGCCUAUCUACAUUAUCACUGAGUACAUGGCCAAGGGCAGUUUGCUGGAUUUCCUGAAGAGCGAAGAAGGGGGCAAAGUGCUGCUUCCAAAGCUAAUUGACUUUUCUGCCCAGAACCUAAAAGACAUGUCUUCUCCCUUAGGUGCCAAAUUCCCCAUUAAGUGGACAGCACCAGAAGCAAUCAACUUCGGAUGUUUCACGAUUAAGUCUGAUGUGUGGUCCUUUGGAAUUCUCCUGUAUGAAAUCGUCACCUAUGGGAAAAUUCCCUACCCAGGGAGAACUAAUGCCGACGUGAUGACCGCCCUGUCCCAGGGCUACCGGAUGCCCCGCAUGGAGAACUGCCCAGACGAGCUCUAUGACAUCAUGAAAAUGUGCUGGAAGGAAAAGGCCGAAGAGAGGCCAACGUUUGAUUACUUGCAGAGCGUCCUGGAUGAUUUCUACACGGCCACAGAAGGGCAGUAUCAGCAGCAGCCUUAACACACAGGAAGGCUCGUGGCCAUUGGCUGGGACGGCUGCCUCCUGCCAAAAGAAAACAGGACAAUCACCGGCUGCGCUAGGAUCUCUUGCACUAGGUCAUCACCGCCCCUGCUUCCUGAAAGUGAGGCCAGGCUACUCAGGAAGAACAUUCUCGACAUGGAAGAAAAGUAUUCUCGUUCUCGUUGGCUGAUGCUCGCUGGUGGCCGCUUGAGCUGCUCCCAGCUGGGACCCAUCUGCAGCCAGCCUUCUGAGAAGAAAACACCUGUUCUGUCCAAGAUGCACCCACUCUGGCCUCUUGUUUACAGCUUAAUGUGUGACUCUGGGGUUCAGAGGCCAUUGCAGUGAAUCUCAAAUAGUAACAGACUGAAACUCAUUUAUAAAAGUAAAGUAACCGGAUGCAUAUCGUGACCCUUUUUUGCAUUUUCUUUGUGCUUUGGCUUAUCUGUUAAAAAAAUUACUAAUCCAAUCUGUUACAGUUUGCAGGUGAAGUCCAAAGUUAAAAUGGUCUCUCCCAGAUUUCAGUGAGGUCCCCUCCCCCUAAAAUCCGAGACUGGUAAACAUUUUCCUUCCGUGGAGACUGCUCAGAAACCCCUAGACAUGAAGCAGAACAACCGCAAUCUUCUGGUCUGGCCCUGUAGAAAUGUCCCUGGUGAGCAUCAGAGCUGCUGUGUGUCCCAGCGGGGACCCCGCCAAUGGCCAGGCCUGGCCCAGACCUCUCAGGACAGGGACAAGGGCCGCAGAAACUGCUUUACCCUAAGAAGGAAUAUUUCUAACAGUCCAGCUUUUCAAUUCCACAAUUUCCUAUAUAGAGACUUUUUUUUGACAGUGUACUUUGGGAGAGUAAUAAGAUUCUAAUCUCUGCAGGGCCUUAUGGGGCCUGAUAAACAUAAGAAUUUUCUUUAUUGCUUCCAAUGAUUUGAACGUUAUUUUAAUGAUGAAAUGUUAAUUUUAGUUGUACUUGAGAAAAGUAAAGACGCCAUCUUUGGGUCUAUUUUUGUGAUUCAGCAAUCUUUUCUAAAUUGUGUAAGGCGUGUGUGAGACUAUUUAUACAAGGAUAUGAAAGCAGAAUAAGUGACUGAGGAGGCUCAAAAGAGCCCCCAUAGCACAGGAUACGAGAGGUUUUGUUUACUAAAUUUUUCUACUGUAAGCUUUGAAUAGAAAAUGCUGUAUCACCUCAUGUUUCUCAUGCUCUUGUGUAUAUACCUAAUAUUUCUAUUUUUUGAUUUUAUUUUAAUACACCUGGCCCAAUAACA
Messenger RNA from Leptonychotes weddellii (Weddell seal), 2382 nucleotides. The record is from RefSeq and is a predicted model, not a curated record. Lineage: Eukaryota; Metazoa; Chordata; Mammalia; Carnivora; Phocidae.